AAGAAAAACGACGUAUAACAUUUUAUAGAAAACACAAUUGCAACCGCUUUUCAGCUAAUAUAACGUUGAUAUUACAACGAUUUUUUUUUUACAUUAAGUUUUGUGUAGUGUUCAAAAUGAAAUCCGCAAUAUAUGCAAUUUAUAUUAUACUCGUAUUAGCGUUGGUCGUUGAAUUAUCAUCACUGAUAUUGUCUGAAAAUUCAAAACAAGAUUUAGCUUCGACCUCAAUGUCUUUAAACGAUGAUGAAAAUACUGAAGCCAACCAAGAAACAGAUAUGAAAAAUUUAAAUAUUUUUGAAUAUUCAACAAAAAAUUUUGUUAAGAGUUUUAACGAUGAAAAAAGCGCGUUUAAAGACCUAGUAAAUAAAGGCAUUACGCUUGUAAAUGAAGAUGAUCUGAUGUUCCAGUAUCCUUGUUUUCUUUUAAAUAAAAAGAUCGAAAUUUCAUAUGAAAGUUUGGCAAUAUAUGUUUCAAAGAAAGCGUGCGAAAACGAAAAUAUUACAGAGAAUUUUAAAACAGAUUGUGAACAUAACAUGAAAUGGCUUAUUGAAUUGUACGGAGAGGAUGUCUUAGCAACUAAAGAUAUAAUGCAGCGUAUAGAUGAAAACGUUUUAAUUCAAGAAGACGGAUCUGUGAAAAUAGGUGAUGAAUUUAUACUUUCAUGUAGCGGAGUACUGAUUCCAGUUGAACUUCAGUAAUUAAAAAUGUAUUCCAAAUAAAAAAUCAAUUAAUGUUUUAAAUAUUUUAGAUAAAUCUUUAUUUUUCAAAUACUUAUUUGUAAUUAAAAUUCAAAACUGCUUGUCUGGUGCAUUGUAAUGAUAAAUAACAGUGAAUAAAUUCUGAACUAUCAUAGGAAUUUAGGUGAAUUGUAGUGUUUGAACAUUUAAAUAUAAAGUUUAAUUAUUAUACGUCACGUAUCAAGAAUGUUUUAUGACCAUUAUUUUUAUUAUUGUUAUUAUCAUUAUUAUUAUUGUAAUUAUAAUUAUAAAUCUAUUACCGUUCAUGUAAAAUGUUAUAAAUAAUCAUUACCUUCACCUAGGUA
Messenger RNA from Adelges cooleyi (spruce gall adelgid), 1042 nucleotides. RefSeq lists its product as uncharacterized. The transcript has 4 exons. Lineage: Eukaryota; Metazoa; Arthropoda; Insecta; Hemiptera; Adelgidae. The coding region runs from base 117 to 698 and encodes 193 amino acids. The record is from RefSeq and is a predicted model, not a curated record.